Messenger RNA from Penicillium cosmopolitanum, 486 nucleotides. RefSeq names its product GNAT family N-acetyltransferase. NCBI's taxonomy places the organism in Eukaryota, Fungi, Ascomycota, Eurotiomycetes, Eurotiales, Aspergillaceae. The record is from RefSeq and is a predicted model, not a curated record. Gene Ontology annotation, molecular function: acyltransferase activity, transferring groups other than amino-acyl groups. The transcript has a single exon. The coding region runs from base 1 to 486 and encodes 161 amino acids.
AUGGCCGUUCACAUCAACCAUGCACAGUUUCCCGGGGAUGUCCAAGUCAUUCGUGCGUUGUUCUUGGGCUACGCGACAUCGCUAGGAAUCGAUCUGACAUUCCAAUCCUUUGAAGAGGAGCUCGACUCGAUACCCGGCAAAUACGCCACCACUGAAGGAGGCGCCCUUCUGAUCGCACGUAAUUCAGAUCCAUUGAAUUCUCAUGACGACGCCCCUUCCAAUUUCAUCAGAUUAGGCUUGCCUGAUUCUAACGCGACUCCGCCCGGGACCAUCGGUUGCGUCGCACUCCGUCGUAGCUCGGACGGUUGGUGUGAAAUGAAGCGCCUCUAUGUUAUCCCUGAGGCGCGCGGUCUUCAACUUGGUGAUAGGCUAGUGGAGGCCAUUAUCGACCAAGCGAAAUCCCUGGGGUAUCGAGGAAUUCGCCUGAGACACUUUGCCGGAUAUGCUUGCGGCGCGACGGUUGUAUCGGAAGUAUGGAUUUGUUGA